GAGAGCGCGAGCUCAUACCCUGCCUGGUCUCUUCGUCUCUCCGGUAUCAGAGCCGCCGUCGUUUGAAGCCCUUGCUUGAAGGCAUUUCGCCGCUCCAACGGCCGUGAAGCUGCUGGGCGGAGCUGUCCUUUAAAACACAACGUUUAGCACAAAACAACCGCAAACUGUUUGAAUUCUCUUUUCCCUCCAAGAGCUGAGCAAUAAGGAGAAGAAACGAGAGAGACAUGGCAACGACAACCUGUACGCGAUUCACAGACGAGUACCAGCUGUACGAGGAGCUGGGGAAGGGAGCCUUUUCGGUGGUGCGCAGAUGUGUGAAGCUGUGUACGGGACAGGAGUAUGCUGCCAAAAUAAUCAACACCAAAAAGUUAUCUGCGAGAGAUCACCAGAAGCUGGAGCGAGAGGCUCGAAUUUGUCGCCUGCUGAAACACCCCAACAUUGUUCGUCUUCAUGACAGUAUAUCAGAGGAGGGCUUCCACUACCUCCUGUUUGACUUGGUGACCGGAGGUGAACUGUUUGAGGACAUCGUGGCCAGAGAGUAUUACAGUGAGGCAGAUGCCAGUCAUUGCAUCCAGCAGAUCCUGGAGGCAGUGCUUCACUGCCAUCAAAUGGGCGUGGUGCACCGGGACCUGAAGCCAGAAAACCUGCUCCUGGCAAGCAAAUGUAAGAACGCUGCCGUGAAGCUUGCUGACUUUGGCCUGGCCAUCGAGGUGCAGGGGGAUCAGCAGGCCUGGUUUGGAUUUGCUGGCACACCAGGGUACCUGUCACCUGAGGUACUGAGGAAGGAGGCAUAUGGCAAACCUGUUGACAUCUGGGCCUGCGGGGUGAUCCUCUAUAUCCUGCUGGUGGGUUACCCUCCUUUCUGGGAUGAGGACCAGCACAAGCUGUACCAGCAGAUCAAGGCUGGGGCUUACGAUUUUCCUUCCCCGGAAUGGGACACAGUCACCCCAGAGGCCAAAAACCUGAUCAACCAGAUGCUCACUAUCAACCCAGCCAAGAGGAUCACUGCUCAGGAGGCCCUCAAGCAUCCAUGGGUCUGCCAACGAUCCACAGUGGCAUCCAUGAUGCACAGACAGGAGACCGUGGAGUGCUUGAAGAAAUUCAAUGCCAGAAGGAAACUCAAGGGGGCCAUUCUUACUACAAUGCUGGUUUCUCGAAACUUCUCUGUGGGCAGCAGGCAGACCACCGCUCCAGCCUCUGUCACUGCAGCCGCAGCAGCAGUUGCUGCAGCCGCCGGCACCACCGCUGGGCUGGUGGAACAAGCAGCUAAGACUUUGCUCAACAAAAAGGCAGACGUUAAGAAACGCAAGUCCAGCUCUACUGUUCAGUAUAUGCCCCAGACAAACAGCACCAAAAACAGCAUAGUCACCAGCCCCAAAGGAAACAUCCCUUCACCUGCUCUGGAACCUCAGACAACUGUCAUCCAUAAUCCAGUAGACGGAACAAAGGAGUCAUCAGACAGUAGCAACACCACUGUGGAGGACGAGGAUGUUAAAGGGAAGAGCUUAGACAACAGCUCGCUUAAGGCGCAGUCCAGCACAAGCUCCCAGCCUGAUAGCUCACAAGGCUCCUCAUCGGCUGUGUUUUCCGCUGCAAAGUUUUCUGACCUGCUGGGCUCAGUGCGCAGGGGCUCAGGGCCUGCAGCCGAAACUGAAGGGAGAUCUGUCACACCACCUCCCGCUGUGCGCUCAGCCCCCUCCCCUCCACACACCCCUGCUGUCCCAAUGCAGAUGUCACGGCUCACAGACCUAGUAAGCAGUGUCCGCAGGGUGCCGGCACCUCCUGUACCUGAGAGUGACGCUGCACCGGUGCAGGUACCUAGCGCCAGGCAGCCUCCACCUGCACAAACCACUUCCCCACCUCCCCCUCACUCCCCCUCCAGCCCCUCCCUCUCUUCUGCCCAGACACGCAAACAAGAAAUCAUCAAGAUCACCGAGCAGCUGAUAGAGGCGAUCAACAAUGGAGACUUUGAGGCAUACGCUAAGAUUUGUGAUCCUGGACUGACUUCGUUUGAGCCUGAGGCGCUGGGAAACCUCGUAGAGGGGAUGGACUUUCACAGAUUUUACUUUGAGAACCUUUUGGCUAAGAACAACAAACCCAUUCACACCACCAUCCUGAACCCUCACGUCCACCUGAUCGGCGAGGACGCGGCCUGCAUCGCUUACAUCCGCUUGACUCAGUUUGUAGACGGCCAGGGUCGACCGCGGUCCAGCCAGUCGGAGGAAACACGCGUGUGGCACCGUAGAGACAGCAAGUGGCAGAACAUCCACUUCCACUGUUCAGGCGCGCCUGCUGCGCCGCUCCAGUGAGGUCCAGAUGACCACUCACUGAAAGGGAUGAAUGCCAUAGUUUUGUCAGUGAGGAGAGAAAGAGGAAGAAGAAGAAGAAGAGGAGGAGGAGGUGGUGGUGGUGGAGGAGGAGAAAGGGGUGAAAGAACAAGUCCACUGUCAGUUUCAGGGGCUCCUCGCCCUUCUUCAACAAACCCUCCCUCCACAGAUGCCCAGCUUCCACCUCCACCUCCAGAAUGCGUCUCUUCUUCUUCUAUUACUACUACUGCCCCCUGUCCUUCACCUUGUGACAGCCGUCAGACAGCAGCAUCCGUCUCUUCUCUCCAGCUUCCUCUUCUCCCCUGCAGCACACUGGGUGAAUGAUUGGUGGAGGUGGAGGUUUUUUUCUCCACACUUGUGUGAUUCCCUCUUCCUGUGGUCUCUCCCUCAUCCACACACUAUUUGUGGCACCGACCAUCUUGUCCUCAUGUGAAUCCACACUCGUGUGACAUAAACACUGCACUGGAAAUACAUAAUGUAAAGUUUUAAGUAAAAUCUAUUAUCAUUAUCAUUAUUAUUAUUACGAUUAUUAUUAUUACUAUAUUAUUGUUAUUAUAUUAUUAUAGUUAUAUAGUUACAACACAUUUGAAAGUGCAUUUGUAAUUUGUAUAAUUCAUAAUUCUUGAUGCCAGUGGUUUUUAGAGUCGAAGGAAAUCUUUUGUCUGUUUGUUUGUUUUUCUCUAUCUUUUUAAGGAAGCAUGUUUUUCCCAGUAUUAACAGUGGCUGUUUUUAUUGUGGCUAUUAAGUGGAAAAUGAUAUUGGCAGUUUUUGGUUUUUUUGUAAUUUGUAUGUUAGCUAUAAUACUGCGCCCUAACUCAUGGUCAUUUUGUCUGUUAAUUUGUUUUUUGGAGGAUUAUUUCCUAUUUUCCUUUUCUUUUUUGUCCUUUUUUUGGAAAGGGUGUGUCUGAUGGGUGUCAUGUGAAGGUCAAGAGUGAAUCCAUGUGUGUGUGUGAGUGAGUGGCUGUGGUUUGGUAAAGCAUGUUCUGAUCCAGAAAACACUGACUCUGCAAAGUUGGAGGAACUUGGGAACUUUUCCCGUGUUGCAAUGUGAAAAGUCUGUCGAGGGGUCGAGCUUAGUUCAGUGUCUUUCUGACUGACAAUAAGAGUUUCACCAUGUUUGCGUUUCCAUCUCCGUGUACAGUAUAAGACUGAAGCAGUACUGUAAACAUGACUGAAAGGAAAAACACGUUCUCCUUUCAUUGUUUUGCUGCACCCAUAAGAAAAAAAGUUACAAUUUAUUCAUACAUCAUCACAAAAUACCAAUUUAUUUUCGUGUAUGACCGCAGAUCUUGUGUUUUCUUAAUUGACAAAGCAAACAUGCAACCCAAAGAGGAAAUAUUAUGGCCAAGGGCCACUGCAGCAUAGAUUAUCUGCUGGUAUAAAGUAAAAUGAGGAUUAUUUGUAGGCCUGGACCAGUUAUACACAUUCAAAGUUAUAUUUUCAAAUAACAGAAGUUUAAAGGAAAGAGUCUCAUUUUAGGUGGAAACGUAAUUUCUGGUACAUCAUGUGUGUAUUGCAUUGUCAUUGUAUCUAUCUACUAAAAGGCUAAAGAAUGGUAAAACUCCGUAGCAGACGAGAAAAGGACUUUGACAAUCAAAAUGUUUCAUAUUAUUUUCUAACACACCAACUUGUGACUAAAUGAGAGGCUGCAUGUCACGAUUAGAUAAAUGUAAAAUGUGUGGCACAGCACAGUAACACAAAGGUUCCUUCUUUUGGUGGCAGCGACUGUGUUAUGUUUCCAUACUUCCUAGAACUCACUGUCCUCUGAACCCACACUCUGUUGUACAAGAGUGAGUCACAGAAAUGUCAGUGAGCAGCAGUUCACCGUUGCCUCCCUGUUUCUACCGGGAGCUGUUUUUUGUUGUUUUUCUGGCUUGGUGGUGCAAUAAAGAUGCUCAGUGAGGGAGGGGAACACACUGCUGGUGACUCCUGCUGUUGACAGCUUGAAGCACAGGCUUGAAGCUCAGCACACUUUUUCUUUUUUUUUCUUUUCAAAAGUUGGUGUAUUUUUAACUCGCUAAACACUUGGUGCUGUCUGGAACACAGAAGCGGGUGCUGUUUUUGCUGAAAAUGUCAAAAAGGGAAAGGUGGCGCUCUAAAGAAAAGGUUCCCAGUGGAGGUCUGACCUUUCUUACUUCCAAAGCCAUAUAAUGCAGAAAACUCCUGCUGCUGCCUGUUGAUUCUUAUGAAGCACUCACACUUUGGUCUGAAUCAGUGAUGAGGAUUGACAGAUUUCCCCCCCGUCUUACCAUGAGUUCACAUGUAUCUGCAGGUGUCACACACACACACACACAUAACAGCUCCGCUCUUCUGGCUCCUCAUUUCAGCACAGUCCUUUGCCACCAGCUUGUGUAACAUCUGUGUGAGUGUGUGCAUGUGCACUGCAUCCAUUGCUCUGGAUGUGUAUUUUUUUUCUUUAGAUUUUGCAAGGUUGAUGUUGAUGAUGUGACCGAGGGCGAAGGCUUUAUUUUGCAGGACAUAUCAGUCUGCUGCCUUCAGCCCAGGAUGCCUUUUUGUCUCAUGAUUUGAUUUUAGUUUUUUCAUGUUUUUACUUUUGUGAUUUGUGUGACAGUAGUAUCAGCUUUUCGUAUGAUAUGAAGUGCUUGUGCCAGGUGUGGCAGGAUGAUACACACGGACUUUGCAGCAAUUACAAACUUUUUUUUUUGUCGGAGUGUGACUUUGCGAUCAGCUCCACUGUUACUUUGCUCGUCCACUAAUGGCUGCCUUUCGCGUGUGUCUCGUCCCAUAUUGGUCAGACCAAGAUAUCAAAGAGACCGGACAGUCGGUUUGGUGAAUAGUCCUCAGGUUUCUAUUUAUUUUGAAUAUUUAUUUAUUUAUUUUAGUGGAUAUUUAUAUUGUGCUUUAUUUGUUAGUGGGUUUUUUUCUCAUUGUACAGCUUGUGUGCACGUGUGCACGUAUUGUCUGCUAUUCUUGGGACACUGCUCCAUCAUAUAAAGGGAUAGUACACCCAAGUUGCAUCCUGCAUGUUUUGUUUUUUUUCUGUAACGACCAACAUGGUGUGAAUUUCUUUUACUUUUUCUUGCCUUUGUUCUCUCUGCAACAUUAGAUUUACGCUGACUUUGACAUUUUAACAGUUUUAUGGUGUCUCUUUUUUCUUCUUCAUGUAUACUUUGAACACUUGUGUGAACUUUCCCUCUCAAAAUCUUCACUGAGGCCGUGCAGUGUUUCUUUUCAAAUGUUUUUUUUUUUAAACAAUGUUCAUGUUCAUGUGUUCACUUGCUAAACACACACCCUACUCCAAAAAAGAGAAGACAUAGCAGCAUGCACAGUACAAACAUUUUGUUCUUCUGUUCUCCUGUGUGUGUUCACUUAACCAUGAGUUUAAAAAGAGUCACACAUUGAAAAAGUGAGAGUAAACAGUGUUACACAACUGCAAAUAAUUCUUUGCAGCAUAGCUGGCAUUUUCUCUGCAUGACAGUCAACAGCGCUCUUUGUAGUUGUUCUUUUGUUGUUGUUUUCCUGUUCAUUUGGUUUCACAUUUUCUACUGAAUGCUGGUAUACUCUACCUUACUCUAUCUAUUUUCUCAGCUUUUUAAGUGCAUAUAACUAUUUUUGUCUCGAGAUGACAUAAUGAAGAGAAUUAUAUUAAUGACUGUGGCACUAAGGAUGAUGAUGGUGAUGAUGAUUAUUUUGCAUGUUAUUCUACGGGGCUCUGUGUUGUCAGUGCAGGAUGGCUGCCGUUCGUACACAUAAAUGAGAGAAUACUACAAGCACAUGAGAACCACCGGCAUCAGUGAUAGCGACUGCAUGAGCCUGUGCUGUGUGUCACUUGGAGAACCGUCACUCUCAUUAGAGGCUAAAACACAGCAGCUCACAAUAUUGAGCUCCAGCAGGGGGCGCAAUCACACAACAAAAAGCACAAGCAGAUGUAGCUGCACUAUAUGUUUAUUUUAGUGACAACUGGAGUCUGACCACGCAGGCAGAAACAACAGCAGCAGUUUAGUAGUGUAGAGUACGAACCAGCUUCCAUUGUGAUUAUUGAUCGGGGCUGUACAAUUAUGACUGACAUGGUACCAGUACCACUGAUCCACCUACAUAUAAACUACACUAACUGUCCUUUAGUGCUUAGAGGUCAUCUUCUUUCUCCAGCCAGUGACUAAGUUGCACUGACAACACGUUUGUUUCUUUGGUGUCUUGCACUCUUUCCUCCAGUCUCUCCCUUUUGAACCUCUUGUUUUUUCUGCAGCUGACUCUUUCUAUUUACAAUCUGUCUCUUAUUUGUGUCAGUUUGAGUUUCUUCUGUAUAAUGAUAAUAUUAAUCUCUGAUUCUUCUGAUUAUUGCUUACGUGCUAAACGUGUUAAGGUGUUAUCAAUAAAAUUACAGUUUAAAUAGAAAAAAAA
Molecule: messenger RNA, 6689 nt
Organism: Solea solea (common sole)
Lineage: Eukaryota; Metazoa; Chordata; Actinopteri; Pleuronectiformes; Soleidae
Gene: camk2b1
Product: calcium/calmodulin-dependent protein kinase (CaM kinase) II beta 1
Exons: 25
Coding region: 225-2309 (694 amino acids)
Biological process (GO): protein phosphorylation
Cellular component (GO): neuron projection; cytoplasm
Molecular function (GO): calmodulin binding; ATP binding; calcium/calmodulin-dependent protein kinase activity
Source: RefSeq, a predicted model, not a curated record